AGAUCGGGCGGCUUGAAACCGUCUGCGCUGAAUAACAUUGGCUGUUCCGUUUCACCCCCUCCGAGCCGAAGGAUCCCGGAAGUAGCCGAGUGAGACGAUGACGGAUUCCUAAAGAAAGAGGCACAGUCAGGAAAGAGACACACGGUGACUCGGCCGUUUCUUCUACGGGAAUUCUGUUGCGCUCCUGGAGCCUAAAGUUAAGAUGGCGGGUGAGAGACACUCAGCAUCAUGUUAUCUAGACGAAAGGACCUUCAGACUUUGCUGCCAGCUCUUUCUCCAACAUUCCGUGACCAUCCAGGAUGGCUGGAGCUGGGAGGAGAUCAAGGGUGCUGAUGAAGGCUUCAUGAGGAAGACUGUCCUCAUCCCCGUCAGAUCAGACGCCUCACACCAUGAGGAUGUGUGUUCGGUGCGGACAGAAAACACCGACUCUCUGACAGAAGAACUUCAGGCAGAUGUUGAGGAUGAAGCAGCAGGACUUCAGGCCGUAUGUCAACGAUAUGAAUAUCAUGUUGUGUAUUCCAGCAGUUAUCAGAUCCCGGUGCUGUACUUCAGAGUCUCCACGUUAGAUGGAAGGUCUGUGUCUCUGGAAGACGUGUGGAGCAACGUUCAUCCAAACUACAGACAGAGAUUAAGACAGGAACCGUGGGACACGCUCACGCAACAGCCGUACAGACACAUGUUGGAUAGGACUGAUAGAAACACUGUUGGGAGAGAUGCAGGGGAGUUUUUUGGGAUGCUGGUUGAGAUGUUGAGGUUGUGAGGUCUCUGUGAGGUUUUCGAGGGAUGGAACACUGCAGUAUGUGCAUGUGACGCAGGUAAACAUGAGUGACUCACAUUAAAGCUGGAUCAGCAGUGAUCUCUCCCUCUCCCUCCCU
Triplophysa rosa is the source of this 875-nucleotide messenger RNA. It is a transcript of the gene atg10, whose product is annotated as ATG10 autophagy related 10 homolog (S. cerevisiae). Lineage: Eukaryota; Metazoa; Chordata; Actinopteri; Cypriniformes; Nemacheilidae. Gene Ontology annotation, molecular function: Atg12 transferase activity. The transcript is spliced from 7 exons. Gene Ontology annotation, biological process: macroautophagy; protein lipidation; protein modification by small protein conjugation. The coding region runs from base 203 to 760 and encodes 185 amino acids. The record is from RefSeq and is a predicted model, not a curated record. Gene Ontology annotation, cellular component: intracellular anatomical structure.